AUGGCCGCAAAGCGCCCCCGCGCUGCCUUCGAGGCCGACCAGGUGCAGCGGCCCCCCUAUGUUUUCUACGGCACGCCCUUGCCUCCGCUCGAUGCCGAGACGCGUGACGAUGGCUCGUACGUCCCCGUGUGGAAACAGGAAGUGACCGAUGAGCGGGGACGGAAGCGCCUGCAUGGCGCCUUCACCGGUGGUUUCAGUGCUGGAUACUUUAAUACCGUCGGCUCCAAGGAAGGAUGGACACCGGCGACGUUUGUAUCCUCACGCCAGAACCGCGCCCGCGAUGGGCAGCAGCAAUCCCAACUACGACCGGAGGACUUUAUGGAUGAGGAAGACCUCAAAGAUCAAGAAGAGUCGCGGAAUCUACAGAUGUCAGAAGGGUUCGCGGGGUUCGGCUCCACGGCCGGAGAUGCCACUCGACGCGCCGGAUUCAUGGACCUAGUCAAGACGACCGGAGAAACAAUGGGUGUCAAGCUGCUGAAACGGAUGGGUUGGAAGGAAGGAGAGGGGAUUGGGCCCAAGGUCCGCCGCAAGGCAAAUCUCGGCGAUGGCCUCAGUUCUGGUAUAAAUGCCUCGGAGAAAACAUAUCUCUUUGCACCAGAGGACCCAGCCAUGAUCGCCUUCAUCCGCAAAUCCGACUCCAAGGGUCUGGGCUUUGAAGGGGAGGCCCGGCUCAGUCCUCAAAACAACACCCAGGAUGAGCCUGAAGAGACAGAUUCGUUCUUCGGGGACCGUCUUGGAGACCAGAAGAAGUCCAACAAAUCGUCCAAGACUAAACAAUCCCGCCGUGGGGGCUUUGGUGUCGGCAUCCUAAACGACACCGGGUCUGACGAUGAAGACCCUUACUCCCUUGGGCCCCAAAUUUCAUACAAUCGGACUCUCGGAGGUGAUAAAAAGAAAAAGAAGAAAGGGAUAGUCGAGGACAGAAAGCCCACCAUCGCUUCUGCAAACCCUUUGCUGGGAGACAAACCCGUUUUCAUCUCCAAGAAGGCUGCUGCCACUCGAGGUCCCGGUGGAUUCAGGAAAUGCCGUGAUGGACGACUACCGCUGGACGGGUUCGUUCUCGCUGACAGUCUCUCGGGCCUGUCCAUUUCAGAGAAAAAAUACGAACCUCCUCAAAUUCCUGAAGGCUGGAAGUCUGCUAAACAGCCCUCAUCGGUCCAACGAGAGGCUCCGGGCCAUGUUUCGACAGCUGAUGCCGCCAAGGCGUCGACACUGGACCCGACGUCUCGAGCCGCUGCCCUGGGGGAGGCCCAGCUACCAGGAAAAUCCGUCUUUGAUUGGAUGACCCCGGAGGCUCGCGAGCGGAUCGUGAGGCUCACGGGAAAUACCAAUCUUCCCCCGGCCCUCAGUGAAAGAGCCCCGAAAGGCUACGAAGAAACCGAGACGCAGAAACAAAAAUCCUUGUGGGAUCUGGUUCCCAAGUUGGAUAAGCAGACUGCCGUCCAAGCGUUGACUCGGGCCGUUGGCGGAUGGAUGCCCUAUUCAGAAGACGAGGAGAAACGAUCCCGUUACCGUACUUUCUUAGAGAUUCGUGCGGAGAUACGCAAUACGCUCCCCGAUCGACUGCCAGGAUCCAGCACAAGCGACUGGGUCAACGAGAUGCAUGAGUUUGCGCGGGCUGCGGAUGUCUUCAAGCCAAUGUCUGCCAUCAUGGCGUCCCGGUUCACGUCAGCUUCCUCGGGGCCUAAGGUCGCCUCCGAUGCGCCGGACUCGACCGACGAUCCUCUCAGUCGACCGAGUGAGAAACCCGACAGUCCAGCCGUGGCAGCAGCCAAGAUGGGUAUGUUCGGGCCCAUGACCCGAAGUACUCAACCUUUCUAUCCAAGCCGUCUACUAUGCAAGCGGUUUAAUGUCAAACCACCCGCAAAUGUCCAGCUAGACCCUGGAGAGGGGCCAGGCCUAUCUGCUGGUGCUGGUGCUGGUGCUGGGGGUGGUCCCGGCAUGCGCUUCCAGUCUGGCGGCUACCAGGCCGACACCAAGGCCAGGGAACUGAUCUCGCAGGACGUGAUGGAUAUGAUCAUGGAAGAAUCAGGCCGCCAGCCUGCUGCUCCCAGCUCCGAUGCCAGUGGACCAAAUCAAGCCCCGGCCGCCACCUCAGCAUCGGCACCGCCGCCAGUCGUCGAACUGGACCGCAACGAUGCGCUGGAGGCUGAGCGACCGGGCGAUGAUGUUUUUAAAGCGAUCUUUGGCAGUGACGACGAGGACGAAGAGUGA
Molecule: messenger RNA, 2214 nt
Organism: Penicillium argentinense
Lineage: Eukaryota; Fungi; Ascomycota; Eurotiomycetes; Eurotiales; Aspergillaceae
Exons: 2
Coding region: 1-2214 (737 amino acids)
Biological process (GO): mRNA processing
Cellular component (GO): nucleus
Molecular function (GO): RNA binding
Source: RefSeq, a predicted model, not a curated record